CAAAGCAUUACCCAUUUAUUUUCUUCUGGAAUUGCCGAGAUAAUCUUAACCACGAACGCUUAUCAGCGGUGACCCUCAAACUCACCUCCGUAACAGAAAUUCAAACGAAAAGGCCAAGAACAAGGGAAAAAAAAAUGCUCCUCGGCUACCCUUCUUCAGUUUUUACUAUACACGGAACCUCAAUUUCCACUCCAAGGAAUUCCAAAAGAUCUCCCUCUAUCAUAACCAACUCCACCGCCACCGACAGGACCGCGGCUCCACCGCGGCGGAGACCUAUGUCCGCCUUCGAAGCCCGAGUCUCUCUGGUCCUCGCUCUCGCUUCCCAAGCCUCCGCUCUCUCCCAGAGACGUACAUUCUUAGUCGAUACGGCGACCGAAGCUGUGAAAUACGUGUUCCCGAAAAGGUUCGAGAGUCGGAAUCUCGAGGAGGCUCUAAUGGCAGUCCCGGACCUAGAGACGGUGAACUUCACUGUUUUGAGCAGGACAGAACAGUACGAGAUAAGGGAAGUUGAGCCUUAUUUUAUAGCGGAGACAACAAUGCCUGGGAAGACUGGAUUUGACUUCAAUGGAGCGUCUCGAUCAUUCAACGUAUUGGCCGAGUACCUGUUUGGUAAGAAUACGACCAAGGAGAAAAUGGAGAUGACUACACCUGUUUUAACGCGUAAGAACCAAUCUGUUGGGGAGAAAAUGGAGAUGACAACUCCAGUGAUAACAAAGAGGCUGGAAGAUCAAGAUAAGUGGCAGAUGUCUUUUGUCAUGCCCUCAAAGUAUGGUGCCAACUUGCCAGUGCCAAAAGAUCCAUCCGUGAGGAUCAAAGAAGUUCCAAGGAAAAUUAUUGCAGUUCUUGCCUUUUCAGGCUUUGUGACCGAUGAAGAAGUUAAACGGAGGGAGGCAAAGUUAAGAGAAGCUCUGAAAACUAAUAGACAGUUUCAAAUAAAAGAGGGUGCUUCAGUGGAAAUUGCACAGUAUAAUCCACCAUUUACGCUUCCAUUUCAACGCCGCAACGAGAUUGCACUGGAAGUAGAAAGGAAAGAAAAUUAGCAAUAGAGCAAUUGUAGAAUCUUGAUGUAUACUGAAUUUACACCCUUUAUGUAAAGUAAACAAAAUCAACAUGCAUUCAGGUCCCAUAAUAUAACAUCAUACAUGGUUGAAUUGAUACUUCUGAUUUGUAUAUCUAUUGACAUAUCCCUCUCAGUA
Juglans microcarpa x Juglans regia is the source of this 1196-nucleotide messenger RNA. Its product is annotated as heme-binding-like protein At3g10130, chloroplastic. The transcript has 8 exons. NCBI's taxonomy places the organism in Eukaryota, Viridiplantae, Streptophyta, Magnoliopsida, Fagales, Juglandaceae. The record is from RefSeq and is a predicted model, not a curated record. Bases 135 to 1040 code for a protein of 301 amino acids.